CGGCACCUCCGCAAAGUACUGGCGUUUUGUCCGGCGAGCAGUCAGACUCCGGGAUAUCUGAGCGCGGGAAACCUGAGCGCUCCGGCCUCGAGGUAGGUAUCUUCCUUAAGGGCGCACGAUCACUGCCUCCUUCCACACGGAGUCUGUUUUUAGAUUGGCGUCCUCCUUGUCCGAGGUUGUAAAUCUCGGGCUUGGCCUUCAAAUGCCCCAGCCUCUUUCCGGACGGAACAGGUGAGCCCUGCAUGCUGCCCACGCCCCAGCUCUUGCUUUCCCAGCGGCCUGGCGCCCACAGGGGCACGAUGUUCCCCUGGGGGCUGAGCUGUCUGUCGGUGCUGGGGACGGCCGGUACAGCUCUCCUGUGCGCCGGCCUGCUGCUCAGCCUGAUCCAGCACCUCUGGACCCUCCGCUGGACGCUGAGCCGGGACCGGGCCUCCGCCCUGCCCCUGCCCAGGGGCUCCAUGGGUUGGCCCUUCUUCGGCGAAACGCUGCACUGGUUAGUUCAGGGCUCGCGCUUCCAUAGCUCCCGCCGGGAGCGCUACGGAACGGUGUUCAAGACGCACCUGUUGGGCAGGCCGGUGAUCCGCGUGAGCGGCGCCGAGAACGUGCGCACUAUCCUCCUGGGUGAGCACCGCCUGGUGCGUAGUCAGUGGCCGCAGAGUGCGCACAUCCUGCUGGGCUCGCACACACUGCUCGGCGCGGAUGGCGAGCCGCACCGGCGUCGGCGCAAGGUUUUGGCGCGAGUGUUUAGUCGCGUGGCGCUGGAGCGCUACGUGCCGCGUCUGCAGGAGGCCGUGCGGCGCGAGGUGCGCUGUUGGUGCGCGGCCCGCCGGCCGGUCGCCGUCUACGAGGCCACCAAGGCUCUCACCUUUCGCAUGGCUGCGCGCAUCCUACUGGGGCUGCGGCUGGACGAGGCGCAGUGCGCGGAGCUGGCCCGAACCUUCGAGCAGCUCGUGGAGAACCUCUUCUCGCUGCCCCUGGACGUGCCCUUCAGCGGCCUGCGCAAGGGCAUCCGGGCGCGGGACCAGCUGCAUCGGCACCUGGAGGGAGCAAUUGCAGAGAAGCUUCAUGAGGACAAGGCUGCAGAGCCAGGUGACGCUCUCGACCUGAUUAUCCACAGUGCCAGGGAGGUCGGCCGUGAGCUCUCAGUGCAGGAGCUGAAGGAGUCCGCUGUGGAGCUUCUCUUCGCCGCCUUCUUUACCACGGCCAGUGCCAGCACGUCCCUUGUCUUGCUGCUACUGCAGCACCCGGCGACCAUCGCCAAGAUCCGGCAGGAGCUGGAGGCUCAGGGGCUGUGGCGCAUAUGCGGCUGCGCGCCCCAGGCCGUGGGGGGCGGCGGGGGGCCCAAGCCCGACUGCGGCUGCGACCUCGACCUCAGCCUCGCGGCGCUGGGCCGUCUACACUACGUCGACUGCGUGGUGAAAGAAGUGCUGCGCCUUCUGCCGCCCGUGUCCGGGGGCUACCGCACAGCACUGCGCACCUUCGAGCUCGACGGCUACCAGAUCCCCAAGGGCUGGAGCGUGAUGUAUAGCAUCCGGGACACGCACGAGACGGCCGCAGUGUACAGCAGCCCGCUGGAGGGCUUCGACCCGGAGCGCUUCCGAGCCGCGCGCGAAGAUGCGCGGGGCGCUGCCGGCCGCUUCCAUUACAUCCCGUUUGGCGGCGGUGCGCGCAGCUGUCUUGGCCAGGAGCUGGCGCAGGCCGUGCUCCAGCUGCUGGCCGUGGAGCUGGUGCGCACGGCGCACUGGGAGCUGGCCACGCCCGCCUUCCCCGCCAUGCAGACCGUGCCCAUUGUGCACCCAGUAGACGGCCUGCAGCUCUUUUUCCGUCCGCUAGCGCCUUCGGCGGCGUCGAAUGGGCUACGACUCUGACCCGCUGCGCUACCGGACACGGCUUGGCCAGUAGCUGUGGCGCGCACGCA
This is a messenger RNA of Choloepus didactylus (southern two-toed sloth), 1918 nucleotides long. Its product is annotated as cytochrome P450 26C1. Gene Ontology annotation, molecular function: iron ion binding; heme binding; oxidoreductase activity, acting on paired donors, with incorporation or reduction of molecular oxygen. Lineage: Eukaryota; Metazoa; Chordata; Mammalia; Pilosa; Megalonychidae. The record is from RefSeq and is a predicted model, not a curated record. Gene Ontology annotation, biological process: sterol metabolic process. The coding region runs from base 243 to 1868 and encodes 541 amino acids. The transcript is spliced from 6 exons.